AUGCUCAAAGUAAAACAGGAAGAAGACGCCAAGCGGAUGAAGAUCGAGGAGCAAAAGCUCGCUCUAGCUGUUAAGAAGGAGGAUAGAGAGUCAAAGCUGGGUGAGGUUAACCUCGUUAUCAUGCAGGCCAAAGCGCGCGAAGCUGUCAUGCACGAAAAAACGCAACUUUUGCUAGCUAGGAGGCAACUUCAGGACGCAGGUGUCAAUCAGGAUGAGAUUGACAAAAUGUUACCGAUAUAG
This is a messenger RNA of Phytophthora nicotianae INRA-310, 240 nucleotides long. RefSeq lists its product as hypothetical. NCBI's taxonomy places the organism in Eukaryota, Oomycota, Peronosporomycetes, Peronosporales, Peronosporaceae. The record is from RefSeq and is a predicted model, not a curated record. The transcript has a single exon. The coding region runs from base 1 to 240 and encodes 79 amino acids.